Messenger RNA from Strigops habroptila (Kakapo), 1077 nucleotides. RefSeq names its product transmembrane 4 L6 family member 1-like. The transcript is spliced from 6 exons. The record is from RefSeq and is a predicted model, not a curated record. NCBI's taxonomy places the organism in Eukaryota, Metazoa, Chordata, Aves, Psittaciformes, Psittacidae. Bases 150 to 740 code for a protein of 196 amino acids. Gene Ontology annotation, cellular component: membrane.
UUUAAAGGAGGCCAUCACUCGAAAACAUUGCUGUGUCUCCCUCAGACUGCCACGCUUCAGGAGAGAAGAGCUGGAAAGCCUGAAGCCAGCUGCCGGGAACUCUGGAAUUUGGAGGCCAACUUAGACCCUUGUAGAAGCAGAGAGCUACCAUGUGCACAGGGAAGUGUUCAAAGUGUAUUGGGAUCACCCUGUUCCCACUGGCAGUGUGUGCCAUAGUCUGCAACAUCCUCCUGUACUUCCCCAAUGGACAAGUUCUGCAACUCAGUGAGAUAACCGAUCUGGUCUGGUUUUUCCAUGGCAUUCUGGGAGCUGGGAUACUGGUUAUUUUACCAGCAUUCAUGAUGCUGGGAGCAGGCGGAGCAGGAUGUUGCGCUAACAGAUGUGGGAUGCUGCUGUCAGUGGUCCUGGCUGUGCUGGGAUUUGCCGGAGGAGCAUAUUGUGUGGUCAUCUCCACACUGGGGCUGAUUGGGGGCCCUCUGUGUGACACAGGUGAUGGAGAAUACCUCUAUCCUUUCAGGAAUGACACUCUGGAGGGCAAUUAUUUGUUCAAUCAGACAACAUGGAGUAUUUGCAAAGAACCUGAAAACAUCAUCCUUUGGAAUAUCAUCCUUUUCUCUAUUCUCCUGGCCAUUGGUGUGAUUGAAGCUAUUCUUUGUUUUAUUCAAGUCAUCAACGGUCUCACUGGCUUCAUAUGUGGCACAUGUAUGAGGAAAAGAAAGACAAACAUUUCCGGAAUGUGAACGACCUACAGAGAAUGACAAGACAAGCAGCAAGCUGCUGAUUUACAUACAAUAAGGAUAGUGCUGUGCUGUAUUUAUAGGGAGACAACAAAGAAAGCCUAAAAUGUCAAAAGUUUCAUGGGGGAAAAUGAAUUUUUUAUAAAGAAGUCAGGGUGGAAAAGGUCUGGAUCGCUUAGAUCUGAGACUCCAGCUUUUCAUCUCUCUAAAUAUAUCUACUAGAUCUCAGUAGGUAUUGGCAAAACCACCAAUCUGUCUGGUCCUGACUGCCAUACUUGCACAUAAAACACAACAGUCCCCAAAUAAAUCUCACCACUUGCCCUCUUGUGUAUAUAGGAAA